AUGUGGAGGCCCCGAGAGGGAUUUCUGGACGGAGAACUUCAGGAGCAGGAAGACGAACCCCAAAAGACUCUCCGUACACGGGGUACAUCUGGCAUUGAGGAGGAGGCCUGCUUACCUGGAGGACAUCCCCCCCACCAGUCCACACUAACCUAUCAUACAGAGCCUCCAUCUAUGCAUAUUAAGGAGGAACCCUGCUCUGGUGAGGAACAUCACCACCAGCAUGACAUCUCCACCCCGACCUAUCAUUCACAGGCCCUGCCGACACAUAUUAAGGAGGACCCGCUCUCACAUGAAGAACAGUCCCUCUAUUAUGGUGACACUUGCCUUAGAGCGGACGAUCUGAAAUAUGUAACUGUUUGUGUUAAGGAAGAAUCUGAUGAGGAAGAAUUCCGGCACCUUGAGUGUCCUCCUCCAGAACAGUCUAUAUCUAUGUCCAUCAAGGAGGAACCCCUCUCACGUGAAGACCAUCUUCCCCAUCAUGACCUCUCCACACAUCAUACACAGUCUCCAUCUACUUAUAUUAAGGAGUCAUGUGAAGACCAUGUCACCCAUCCUGAUCUUUCCACACUUCAUACAAAGCAUCUAUCUACUCAUAUUAAGGAGGAACCCGUCUCAUGUGAGGACCAUCUCCCUCUUCCUGACCACUCCCAACAUCAUGCACAGCCUCCAUCUACUCGUACCAAGAAGGAACCACUCUCAUGUGAGGACCAUCUCCCUUUCCCUGACCAUCUCCCUCUUCCAGACCACUUCCAACAUCAUGCACAGCCUCCAUCUACUCGUAUCAAGGAGGAACCCAUCUCAAAUGAAGAACAGUCCCUCCCACAUGCUGACACCUACCCCGGGCCUGACAACCUGCAAUAUGUAACUGUUUGUGUUAAGGAAGAAUGUUAUGAGGAAGAAUUCUGUCACCCCGGCUGUCCAUCCACCACUCAAUCUAUACCCACGUACAUUAAGGAGGAACCCAUCUCAUGUGAAGAACCCCUGACCUAUCCUGACAUUGCCACUGGCAAGAGACAGACACCGAAUGCUCUGCCACCUGAACACCACCAGCUGCUGUCCACAAGCACGGCAGGAGGUCCUGAUGGGGUGCCGUGUUUGUCCCCUGGUGGUGGACAAUCUCCCAGUCUGACGGAAGGGCAGAAUGGUCGUACGACCACGAAGAAGACAUUAGAGUGUCCUGAGUGUGGGAAAGUUUUCCAGCGGAACUACCAACUGGUGGAGCACCAGAGGCGGCACUCGGGGGAGCGCCCUUACCAGUGCACCGAGUGCGGCAAAGGGUUUGUUAGAAGGAGCCACCUUCAGAUGCACUUUAAGAACCAUUCUGGGGAGAAACCCUUUCAGUGCCCUGAGUGUGGGAAGCAGUUCAUCCAGAACUCUGAACUCUCCGCCCAUCUACGGAGGCACCGGGGUGAGAGGCCCUUCCAGUGUCCAGAGUGCAGUAAGUGCUUCGCCACCAACUCCCACCUCGUCACGCACUCGCGGACCCACACGGGUGAGAAGCCGUUCGGGUGCCCAGAAUGCGGGGCCUGCUUCCGAACCAACGGGCACCUCAACCAGCACCUGAGGAUCCAUGCCGGGGACAAACCCUUCAAGUGCUCUGAGUGUGGGAAAGGCUUCCUGUGGAAAGGACAGCUCGACCUCCAUCAGAGGAGCCACACGGGGGACAGGCCCUACGAGUGCCCUGACUGCGGGAAGCGAUUCGCUGCCAAGUACAAGCUGGAGGCCCAUCGGCGAUCGCACACAGACGAGGCGCUGAGGUGCACCCACUGUGGGAAGGCCUGUCGGGAUAAGGAGACUUUGGUCGUCCACGAGCGGGUCCACACGGGGGAGAAGCCCUUCGGGUGCCCGGAGUGCGAGAAGAGCUUUUCCAGCACCGCACUCCUGACAUUACACCAAAGGGUUCACACCGGAGAGAAGCCAUAUCAUUGCCCCGAAUGCGGCCGGAGCUUUGCCCAGAACUCCACUUUACGCCGCCAUCUCGCUAUCCCCACCUCGGAGAAGCCCUUCGAGUGCACCGAAUGCGGCAAGUGCUUCCUGAGGAAGCGCCAGCUGGUCGUCCACCAGCGGACUCACACCGGCGAGAGGCCGUUCCAGUGCCCGGAGUGCGGCAAGCGCUUCGCGGAGAAGGGCAAGCUGGUGAGGCACGGCCGGGUCCACACCGGGCAGAAGCUGUACCUGUGCGAGCAGUGCGGCAAGUGCUUCUCCGACAGCUCGACCCUCAUCAAACACAAGCUGGUGCACACGGGGGAGCAGUACAUCUGCACCGACUGCGGCCGCAGCUACAACUACAAGACGUCGCUCAUUAAGCACGCCAGGGUGCACGCAGGGAAGGCCUUUGCCGCCAAUAUGUGCCGCGAUUGUGUCCCCAAAGUGCCACCAACCUGUCGGCCUGUUGCCAACCCCCGAUCUCUCUACUAUCAUACAGAUGACGUGUCCAGGGCCUUCACUAACCGACGUGUGCACACCAGGAAGACGCCCGUCGAGACGUCUGGCAAAGCCACAACGCUGGCGGACCCCAGGCUGAAGGCCACCAAGCAGAGCGUCAAGAAGAACCCGUUCCAGUGCUCGGAGUGCGGCAAGUCGUUCGUCUGGAGCUGCAACCUGGUGGCGCACAUGAAGAUCCACACCUCGGAGAAGCCCUUCGAGUGCACCGAAUGCGGCAAGUGCUUCCUGAGGAAGCGCCAGCUGGUCGUCCACCAGCGGACUCACACCGGCGAGAGGCCGUUCCAGUGCCCGGAGUGCGGCAAGCGCUUCGCGGAGAAGGGCAAGCUGGUGAGGCACGGCCGGGUCCACACCGGGCAGAAGCUGUACCUGUGCGAGCAGUGCGGCAAGUGCUUCUCCGACAGCUCGACCCUCAUCAAACACAAGCUGGUGCACACGGGGGAGCAGUACAUCUGCACCGACUGCGGCCGCAGCUACAACUACAAGACGUCGCUCAUUAAGCACGCCAGGGUGCACGCAGGGAAGGCCUUGUAUGGGCGGGGCGGAGGUGGGAGUUAA
Nanorana parkeri is the source of this 3000-nucleotide messenger RNA. RefSeq names its product zinc finger protein 665-like. The transcript is spliced from 3 exons. The record is from RefSeq and is a predicted model, not a curated record. NCBI's taxonomy places the organism in Eukaryota, Metazoa, Chordata, Amphibia, Anura, Dicroglossidae. Bases 1 to 3000 code for a protein of 999 amino acids.